AUGCAGGCGGUGGCACGGGCGGCGCGUGGGCUCGCGGCCGCGGCUUCGGCUGCGCGGCCGUCGGUGAUGGAGGCAGGGCACCGCGGGCAGGUGCAGCAAGCCCGGGGCAUCGUGGUGCAGGUGAGGGACGGGAACCUGGAGCGGGCGCUGUCGGUCAUGGAGCGCAAGAUGCGGUCCAGCGGCAUGGAGCGCCUCAUCCGGGCGCGCACCCACCACCACGUCAAGGACUCGGAGAAGCGCGUGCUCGCGCGUAAGGCGCUUAUGCAGCGCGUCCGGUCCCAGGAGCUCGGCAAGAAGCUCCGCGAGAUCCUCAUCAAGAAGAUCAGGUCAGGGCCACCCUCCCAUCUCCACCAAUACCUGUACCUGUUAGCGCAACGCUUCUGUAGUUCUGUGUGCUUGUGCUUGCCAUCUCUUGCCGGUUGA
Miscanthus lutarioriparius is the source of this 423-nucleotide messenger RNA. The record is from the annotation of a GenBank genome assembly. NCBI's taxonomy places the organism in Eukaryota, Viridiplantae, Streptophyta, Magnoliopsida, Poales, Poaceae.